CCGCCCGGUCCCGCUGCUCCCGUCCGGGCACGGCGGCGCCGACCCCGACCCCGCGCCCGCGGCUCCCGCCGGCGCCGCAGUUUGUCCCUCCGCGGCCGCCGUCCCCCUCUCUGAAGGCCCAAGAUGGCGGCGCCCGGCGGGGCGGGUGCGGCCGCGCUCCCGAUCCCGCUCCCGGUCCCGGCGCCCAUCCUGGCCCCGGAGCCGCCGCCGUUCCCGGCCUGGCUCGCAGCGCGGCUGGACGCGCUGGGGCUGGACCGCGCCGUGUACGGCGCCUACAUCGAGGGGCUGCUGCGGGAGGAGGAGAGCGAUGAGGAGCGGCUGGAGGCGCUGCGGGCCGUGCUGGCCGCCUGCCUGGAAGAAGAUCUCUUGAACGAUGUGUGCAGGGAGGUUGUGGAGAGGUGGUCUGACUCCCAGGUCGUUGAUGCCAAAGAGGAGAAAGAAGAUGAGGUCCAGGCCAUCGCCAGCAUGAUGGAGAAGCAGGCCAGGAUAGUGGUGAAGCCCAAGGAGGUGUCCCAGGAGGAGAAGCAGAGGAAGGCUGCGCUCCUGGCCCAGUAUGCCAACGUGACCGAUGAGGAGGAUGGUGGGGAUGAACAGGAUGGAUCAACGACAGCAGUAAAUAUUGGAUCAGAAAAAUCGCUGUUCCGAAACACCAACGUGGAGGAUGUCCUGAACGCCAGGAAGCUGGAGCGGGAGCUGCUGCGGGAUGAGUUCCAGAAGAAGAAAGAGCAGGAUAGACUGCAGCGGGAGAAGGACAAGCUGGCCAAGCAGGAGAGGAAGGAGAAGGAGAAGAAACGAACACAGAAGGGCGAGCGGAAGCGGUAGCUGGUGAUUUCCAGUUGGACUCUCAAAGGAUAAAAUUAAUUCUGAAUACGGUGUGUGUUUUAAAAGCAGCAAGAAUUCCAGGCACGUGGCUGGGAGCAGUUCUUGGGAAGUGUUGCCUUUUUUUUGUUUUGUUUUGUUACAUAGCAGAACAGAAUCUCUGAGCAGCUCCUGGACUCCGUGUGCCCUGUGCUUGUGGUGUCAGUGUCCCAGUCGGUGCUCGUGGCCAGUGUCUGUACCAAAGAAGGGUGAAGUGAUUAUGUCCGUGUUGUUAAAUUGAUCCAUUUUUACUUCUGACCACGUGGGAGCAGAGCAUGGUGUAGGAGCAGCCCCUGCCCUGGCUGUGGUUUGAGCUGAGCCUGUCCUGCCACGAGCCAGAGCACACUGCCCUGGGGCACACAUGGAUUCAUUUACACAAGCCUUGAAAAAUAUCUUUGCAAAUCCCUGUGUUUGCACUGCUGAGACCAACGCUCCAGCCCUGCUUGUGCUGGGCUAGGGGAGCAGGAGUGGAGCUGAGCUCAGCACGGGGCAGCACUGGGCUGCAGCAGAGGAGUGAGAUGUGUGAAAUAGAUGAGCUACAGCCUGUGAGUGAGGGAAACACCACCUGGGCAGGAGCAUUGGCCUCAGUAGCAGCAAACCACAAUCCUAACGCAGUUUUAAGACUCCAGAUUGCUGGAAAAUGGUGCUCCCCAAUGUUCUGUGGGGUGAACAUGGACUGUUACCUCCACAGCUGCUGCCAGGGUGAAGCUCUGAAGCUGGUUUGGCACAAGCAGGGUGAGCCAGGCCUGUGCUGGGGUCACUGCCUGUUGGGCAUAGCUGCCAUCAGGAACUGCAGUGCUCUUUCUGAAUGCUCCUCUUCCCCCCAAAGGGCUCCUCCCUGCCGCCCCAGCCUUUUUUGUGAUGCUGUUGCCCACUGGGGAGGGAGAACACUAAUCCUGUGAACUGAGGGGGAAGGAGUGGCUGUGAGAGGACCGGGUGUGCUCUGGGUGCCUGUGUGCUGUGAGGUGACCUGUGCUGAGCUGUGCUCCUGCACUCCCGGCGUGCCUGACCCAGGGCCGCUUUUGGCACCGCUCUGACUCCAGGGGGCCUGGCCUCCCCCUCAGGCUGCUGCUGUGCUGUGUGAGUCUCCAACUGCUUUGUCUUUGGACUUGAAUAAUAAAUCUUGAUUGCCCAAGAA
Prinia subflava (tawny-flanked prinia) is the source of this 1996-nucleotide messenger RNA. RefSeq names its product coiled-coil domain containing 43 (gene CCDC43). NCBI's taxonomy places the organism in Eukaryota, Metazoa, Chordata, Aves, Passeriformes, Cisticolidae. The transcript is spliced from 5 exons. The record is from RefSeq and is a predicted model, not a curated record. Bases 124 to 822 code for a protein of 232 amino acids.